Molecule: messenger RNA, 1308 nt
Organism: Phyllostomus discolor (pale spear-nosed bat)
Lineage: Eukaryota; Metazoa; Chordata; Mammalia; Chiroptera; Phyllostomidae
Gene: C13H12orf43
Product: chromosome 13 C12orf43 homolog
Exons: 6
Coding region: 56-838 (260 amino acids)
Biological process (GO): Wnt signaling pathway; negative regulation of Wnt signaling pathway; Spemann organizer formation
Source: RefSeq, a predicted model, not a curated record
GAGGCGCUCCCACCAUCCUUUGCGGUGGUUCAAGAGGACGGCGCCCGGAGGUCCCAUGAGCGAUUUGGAGAGCAGCAGCAGUGGCAGCGAUGUGGAGGAGCUGGCGCGGUGCCGCGAGGCCGCCAUGCCGGCCUGGGGCUUGCAGCAGCUCCCGAGAGGGCCGGAAAAGAAAAGAACCGAUGCUGUGAACAGUCAGUUGCCAAGCACCCAGCCGAGCCUCAGGCAGAAGGUGGAUGAGCACGAGCAAGACGGCAACGAGCUUCAGACCACCCCCGAGUUCCGAGCCCACGUAGCCAAGAAGCUGGGGGCCCUGCUGGACAGCUCCAUUACCAUCUCCGAGGCUGUAAAGGAGCCAACAAAGGCCGAGGCGCGGAAAGUCCCCCCGGAGGAUGACGGCUUCCGCCUUUUCUUCACCUCCAUCCCUGAAGGCCCCGAGGAGAAAGCUGCUCCCCAGCCCCGCCGGAAGCGGUUGCCUUCCAGCUCCAGCAGCGAGGACAGCGAUGAGGAGAGGCAGCGGUGCCGGGAGGCGGCUGUGUCCGCGUCUGACAUUCUCCGGCAGUCCGCCAUCCAUGGCCCUGUGACGGUGGAAAAGGAGGCGAAGAAGAAGAAGUCGUCGAAAAAGAAAGCCAAGAAGGAGGCCAGUGCAGACUCGACCACGGCCACCGCCACCACCACUAGCAAGGCCACAGUCGGGAAGCAGGAAAAGGAUUCAACCAAGUUCAACGGAGACGUGUCGCUUGGGACCAAAAAGAAGAAAAAGAAGAAAAAGGCGAAGAAGGCCAGCGAGGCUUCCCCAUGCCCACUGUCGAGGGGCGCAGCAGUCACACCUGUAAACUGACCUCGGGCACAGGGCCCAGCCAGUCCCAGCGAUGAGGUGCCCCCCGAGACGGGCCUUUCCAGGGCUCCGCUGGCAGGUCCAGACUCUGCCCCUGGCUCGGGCUUGCCCAAGAGUCGGGGCGAAGCCGUGGUUGCAGAGUGAGAAGCCUAAGCAAAGCCUGACUUCCUGUGCUUCCCCAGGGGGCCGGGGCAGACCUGUGGUACCAGAACAUUCCAUGGUCUUGGGAGGAAGGAGCCCUCCAGUUACUCAAGACUGAUGCCCGGUGGCAAAGCCCCAUCUCCCCGGUCCUGUCGGCAGGGGGCGAGUGAAGGGAGACCUUUUCCUUCUCCCCCUCCUCCUCAGCCUGGUGUGGGGGACAGUCGUAAGAAAAUGAGGGCCGGGUCCCCACAGCGCCAAGGCCCAAAGAGUUCACACUUCUCCCUCUAUGCCACAUAGACCAGAUGUAACAUUGUCUGAGAAAGGAGAGAUUU